Messenger RNA from Caenorhabditis auriculariae, 6047 nucleotides. Lineage: Eukaryota; Metazoa; Nematoda; Chromadorea; Rhabditida; Rhabditidae. The record is from the annotation of a GenBank genome assembly.
AUGCCACAUCGAAAGAACAGUCAGUUUUUUUAUUAGACAUCUUUUGAAAUUUUUGAACAAUUGCACAUUAAAUAUAAAAAUUACAGGAAUGUUUUCGAAACGUCCAAAAAUCCGAACCGAUUUUUUUUAUAAAUAAUUUGAAACAACUUAAUAAAUGACUGUGGAAUAUUAGAUUCAAUUUUCAGAAUCCAUCUUUGAAAAUUUAAAUUUUUCCUCGAAGCAAUGUAUUUUUCACUUUUGCUUCCUUGAGUCGAAAGUCAACACCCACGCAAAGUCUGGACGUCCAUUUUUAUAGUAGUCACACAAAUGAAAUCACACUAUUUUUACUCCGACUGUUCAAGAAUCAAGUUGCAAGCUAGAGUUUCCUGAGAUCCGUGCAGAAAAGGUUGGAGGAAGAAGACAACUUUCUUUUCGCCUUUUUGCUUCGCAUCGGAUUUGAGGGAAAAAGAAAGAGAGCUCAGUUCUUUUCGCCUUUUUUUUGCUAUCCGGAAGAACCUCACUUGAAGAAUUUAUAGUCGAUCACGAGCCUUCAAUAAUUUAGAAGCUCGCCUUUUCUUUCUCGGUUAUUUCUCUUCAUAUAUAUUUUUCCUCUUCUCACGACUUUCGUUUUGAGUUUGUCACUCUAUUCAAACAUUGCGCUUUCUUCAUUUUGUUUCGAGUUUUUGUUCAGUAAAAAGGUCGCAUCCAUUUUUUCUUGUUCAUCUUUCAUUUUUUUGCUCAAUUCUUUUUACUGAUGUGGAACCUAGACUCGCCUUGAAUUCUUCUCAAAAACCUUUUCUCGUGGCCUCAAGCUUUAUUCCCCCUAGCCUCAUAAAGUUUAUGGCUUUUUUUUUGUGUUUCGGCUUGAUUUGGAUUUUUUCCUAUUUGAAUUUCCAUCCAAAAAACAUAUUCUAGUUCUUUUUUUUCAAAGAAACAGUUGAUAAUAAACUUCAAAAAUGCUUCAAAAAACAAAAUAUCACGCUGAGUUUUUUUUUCCCUAAUUUUUUCAUACUUUUUCGAAACAAAAAAAGGUUCUAAGCAGAGAUUAUCAUAUCCUAUCAGAAAAAAAAGCUAGGUUUUGUAGUAUCCACAUAUCCAGACUACCGUAAACAGAUGACUACAUUCUGCAUUUUCGUGACGAGAAUCCCUUGAAAAGUCCAGGGCUUCCAAGAGCCUGCCAAGACGGAAUGAAAAAAGAAGAAAACGAGAAAAAGCUGAGAGAAAAGGCAGGAGCGGAGAAGAUUACUCGAAAGUCGGAGGAUGGAUUUAUAAUGGGCGAAUGGAGUCCUCCAGGAUCCUUUUCUGUUGCCAUGGCGGCGGAUCUUUUGUCCUUGUUUUUAUCGUUCAACUUUUGUAGUAAUGUCUAAUCUCUUUCUUCGAAAAAACAUUCGCCGUUUACGAGUAAAGAGAAUUGCCAGGAGCCAGCUUUCUGAUCGAGAAUUUUGCUUAUUUUCUUUGUUUUCGUCAGAUUUUUGAUUCUUCCAACACUUUUAAUCAGUUGGAAGUUGUUCUAAUCUUCUUCUCUCUUUUUUUUUCAAAUCUUGACCGGGCUCUUUUUUCGAUGAAAGUCAUUCACUUUUUUCAAACCACGUUUUUUCGAAUAUUUGUUCAAAACAGCCAAUUAGGUCAGAAAAAAUUAUUUUCGAUUCGUUUUCGUCGCUUCUCUAUUAUUCAGCGACAAGACCAACUACCAAAAAAUUCGUAAAGUCAAAAGAGUCAACAAACAAAAAUUCAAAAAAGGUUCUUUCCUGUGGGUGUUUGUGAAAACCCAUUUUUUUUUCCUCAUUUAUUUGGAUUCACAUAUUCAAGUCCAAAUGUUCUAGUUUUUUCAUUUUGAUUUUUUUCAGCUUUGUUCAGCGCACUUAAAACCUGCAGAGUAUAAAUCAGAGAGAUGAAAUCCGCAAAUUGAAGGUUGGUUUAUUUUACGAUUUGCUGAAAAAGUGGUUUAUUUUUUCUUAUUUCAGCAAGUCUUUUCUGGCGUUCGUCAUGGAGAUGGAGAGCAAAGAUCAAAAUGAGCAAGAGCAGUGAGUUUUUUUAUUUAAUUUUUUUUUAAAUGAGCGAUUUUGUUUUUUAUUUGUUUGGUUUCCUCUAUUCAAAUCCUCACUCCAAGAAAUUACAUUCUGCCUUUGGACAAGUUUUUUGACGAGAAGUUUAAAAUGUUUAUUUUCACGUUUUGUUCCAUGUUUACUGCCGUUUAAGGCUAAUACUAUUUUAAUUCUUCUUUAAGUGUUUUUUUUCAUCUAAAAAACAAAGUUCACAGAUAUCGAGAUAAGGCUCUUUAUAGUUUCAGGUCGUACGAUAUUUCUCUUUCUGUAAAAACUACAGCAAAGCUUCCGAAAAUAUCAUCGCUUUGAACAAAUUAUUACAAUCGGCGCAAAAAAUAAAGGAAAGAUCAAUAAACAGCAAAAAGAGAAGCUUAUCGCGCGCGCUGGCCGGCAUUAUUCAAACAUACCAACGAAGCCUACGAACCGAAAAAGUUUCCAUUUGCGGGCAAUCGGAGCCGCUGCGACAGGAGGAACCGCGGCUCGGGAUCCGGCCCGAGCACUGGAUUCUGGCCCCGAUCGCCGUCACUCUCCAGAACAUGCACUUCAGUCAGGCUCCAGCCUUGCAUCUCGAGAAGAAGGAAUCCAAGACCGCCUUCUUCUUACAGGUCCUUCUCGUUUUUUUUUAUUGUCCAGCGUUUCAUUGGAAUUCAUGAAGAGCUACACUCGGUAUGGUGCGUCCGAGCUGGCCAUAAAUUUCAAAGUUUAUUAAGGCUUUUGCCAAAGAAGUUAAAUAAGAUGAAUAGAGUUAGAAAAACAAGCAUCACUUUGUAGAACUUUUUUCCUAAUUUGAAACGUCUAUCUCGCAUUUGACAAAGUUUUUUUCAUUUUGAGCGAAUCAAAAAAAAAAACAACAAAACAAGGAAAUAAUCAGUACGAAGUAAUUUACUAUAACUCACUGAAUAUAUAUUGUUUUAUCGAAGUUCCUAACUAAACGUUGAACAAACAUAAGGCACAGAGUAAUUAGCCAAAUUUUGAAGCGUGCCUGGAGUUUCAGCCAUAGUUUCAAGAAAAAAAAAACUAGAAAAAAAUCGAGGUUUUUCAAAAUAAUAUUUCCAGACACUGGUUCCUUUUAUUUUUGCGGGAAUCGGAUUAAUUAUGGCCGGAUUGAUGUUGGAAAGCGCCGAAAACUACCGAUUCAUAGUCGAACUUCCUGACGCCGUCAUGAUCAUUCCAACGUUGCUCGGAUUGAAGGGGAAUCUGGAGAUGACCCUCUCUUCGAGAUUGUCAACUUUGGUGGGUUUCAUUCCUAGAUCGGAUCUCGUCAUAAGAGCCUCAUUUCAACACUUGAUUAUCAAGUCUAUAAGUAAUUUGAACUUUUUUUUUAUCCUAGUGGAAAAUAAACAAAAAGUUCGAGUUUUUCCACGAUUAGUUGGGAAAUUCAAAGUCAAGUUCAAAGUCUUAUUUUAAAAACGCUUCUCAGGCCAACCUGCACUUGAUGGACACUCAAAAAGCGAAAGUCAACGUUGCUUUUACAAAUAUGGCGUUGGUUCAAACUCAAGCUAUCGUUGUUUCUUCGGUGGCCGUUCUCCCAGUUUUGCUCCUUGGCCAAAACCCGGUCCGUUUUUUCAAAUGAUUUUUCUAAAUCGUUUGAGUAUUUUUCUAAACUAAAAGUUUGAAAUGAAACGUGAAAAAGCAGAUGACUUGGGGCGACGUCCUCUGUCUGACUCUGUCCACGGUGGCCACAGCUUCGAUUUCCUCUCUCAUUUUGUCGUUGUUGAUGGUUAUCGUUGUCAUCGUAGCCAGAUAUUAUAAAGUCAGUUACGAAAAACGAAUUUGAAGAAUAAGUUCUUCCCAUUUCAGCUGAACCCAGACAACAUUUCCACUCCGUUGGCGGCAUCUCUUGGCGAUUUCUCGACUUUAUUGAUCUUGGUUGGUUUUUUUUAGUCUUUAAACUUAUCCCAGAGCUCUUGACCCUGUUGAAGAAAAGAAAAAUCUAGCAAGAAAUAUUCUUCCUUUAAGGCAUUUGAUAAUCUGAUCAAGAUCAGGGGCUUGGAUUUCUAGAACGCUCUCGCGUUAUUUGACAAAGGAAUAUAGGAAAAAAAGAAAAGUUUCAGCUGGCGACUGGAUCUCUCUUGAUCGAUACGAGACACUAUCAUCCAACUUAUCUUCUGGUCAUUCUCUUCCUUUAUUACGUGUUCGCAGUGAUCGCCGCAGUUAUUGCGACGAGAGAUCAAUUCACUUUGGAGGUUAUUUUUCCAUUAUUCUCCAUUUGACGAAUGCUUCCUAAGAGUAGCUUUCACAAACUUAGGACUUGCAGAGUGGCCCCUAUAGGAGCGACCAUACGAAAAAGAGUGGGAUGGAUUUUGAAAAUUUCAAGAAAAGACCUUCUUUUAAAUUCCUGCUCUACGCGAUUGAAGCUAGAAAUUUACUGUUGAGAAAAAGCUUCCAAUUUAUAAACCUAAAAAUGAUUCGAAUGAAUUUUUUGAUGUCUUUCAAUGACCAAAACAUGAAUUCUAGAAAGCUCUAGAACCCAAGCCUUUUACUUUAUUUUCAAUUUUUCAGGUUUUGAAACAUGGUUGGUGGCCAGUUUUCACGGCAAUGGGAAUCACGACGGGCAGCGGAUUUUUGCUUCAACGAGCUUUGAAGCAUUUUCCUCCAUUGGCCGCUUUUCAGCCGUUGUUAAAUGGUUUGAAACAACUUUUACACCAGAAAAAGAUAUGAAAAAAGUGGAAAAAAAAAAUGUAUUUAUGCCUUGAAAUCACUUAAUAUUCUGAAAAGGCUUCUUCAGGAUUAGGAGGAAAUCUGGUAGCGGUUCAAGCGAGUCGGAUAAGUACCCAACUUCAUAUAAACCGCAAAAACAAGGAGAAAGAGGUCGAGCCCCUCAACACGUAUUUCAGUCCGAUCAGAGCAUUUUUCUACAAAAGUAAAUUUUUUCAUCACUUUUUUAAGCGAAAACAUCAAUUUUAACGGCCAAAUGUGGAACUUCAGCAGAGGAAGCGGUCUCGGCGCGAAUUUUGCUGGCCAUUCUGAUCCCAUGUGAUUUCGUAUUUGUCCACUUCAUUUUCCUGUUUGGAUGUGGUUUCCAGAACACUAUAGUGUUCACUUUGUCUUUCAUCCUCGUCUGUUUGAUUCAGGUGGGAGACAAAUCAACUGAAGAAAGUUAAUGAGUGGUUUUUCACUUCACAAAAAGGUUCUCUAUGGAAGAACACACUCAAAAAUGAGUAAAAUCUUUUUCCUUUUCACUAAAGCAGAUUUUUUCCGUUAAACAUCAAUAAGAUUCCGAUUUCGUACCCAAAAAGUUUUUUUUUCACAUUCUGAGGAGUCAAGAAGAAGCCUAUGAGCGCGGAAUUCGCCUCUCAAUAAAUUUUGCCCCACCUUUCUAGUUUAUUCAGCACCUAGUCGUUAAUGGGUGUCAUAUCCGAAACUCGUAUAAGAAAUAUAUUCCUUGUUGAAUGAAUUCAGGUCAGACCUAAAGUUUGGACUUUUGGAAAACUGAAUAUCUUUGCUUGCUACUUUUCAGAUAGCCAGGGGGCUGUAUUAAUUAUUUAAGUUAAUAAGUAGAGACCUUUCCGAACUCGAGUGCCAUUUAUUUUUAUUUAACCCAAAAUUUAUUUCACAUUUUUUUAAAGAUAUUUUUUUACUUAAUGAGGGUCUAUUUUCUCGACAGAGCAUCUUUACUGCGGAGUUCUCAGCAUGUACUUGAGCAUUUUUUCGCAUCCGCAUUUGAAAUUCAAUUCAUCUUUUGUAAAAAUUUCAUUUUUGUGGAGUUAAAUUUUAAAAAAAUCAUUGAAAAAAACUCUGUAAGUUAAUUUCUAAAAACUAUUCUUUAUAUCCGGCUUGAUUCGGAAAAAAGCGAAAUUCCAAAGGUUGCAGGUAGUACUACUGCUUUACGUGUGUCAAAUCCUGGUGCGAGCCAUGUGGGUCCUGAGAGUCGAUCCCGACAAUUCGGCCAUUCCGAUUCUGACGGCUCUGGGCGACCUCGUCGGCACCCUUCUUCUCAUCGGCUGCUUCACCUUCAACGCCCUCGUUUUCCAACUGCCCGUCUCUUCGGAGUUCUUCACCGGUCAUAGACGGAUCCACUGA